This is a messenger RNA of Melopsittacus undulatus (budgerigar), 2056 nucleotides long. It is a transcript of the gene SFR1, whose product is annotated as SWI5 dependent homologous recombination repair protein 1. The coding region runs from base 1109 to 1783 and encodes 224 amino acids. Gene Ontology annotation, cellular component: Swi5-Sfr1 complex. Lineage: Eukaryota; Metazoa; Chordata; Aves; Psittaciformes; Psittaculidae. Gene Ontology annotation, biological process: double-strand break repair via homologous recombination; positive regulation of DNA-templated transcription. The record is from RefSeq and is a predicted model, not a curated record. The transcript has 4 exons.
CUGGGGAAGGGUUUUAAGAGUGCAUAUCUAUGUGAUCUGGUAUGGUGGGGGUGUCCAUGCCUGCGGCAGGGGGCUUGGAAUGAGAUAAACUUUAAGGUUCUUCCCCACCCAAACCAUUCUGUGAUUCUAUGAAUGUGCUUUGAAACAGAGUUCAAAUAACAGUAUUAGUGAAGCACUGGAAAAAAUAUUCAUUGUAGUCAUGGUUAUUUGAAGACAAUCUCACUGGAAGAGUUACAGGACAGCAAGAUAGGAUUCUACUGAAGCUCUUAAGUUUGAACUGAUUUUGCUGCUGGGGAAGACUGGUUACAUAUUUAUGACCUACUGUAUACAGAUGCAUGAGGCAGCUUCUUCUAGGCUCUUGCUUACAGUAAGAAAUAAAAGCCUCCAUUGUAUUUAAAGGGUGCGGUGAGCUUCCUGUUUAAUUGAUAAACUCUAAAAUACCCAGUUAACUGGAUUUUGUUUGCUCAAGUUUGGGAGGUUUUAAAUCAAAUACGAUAUAUUGAAAUUUGAACAACUGGAGGAAUGUUGACUUGUAAGAUAAUUGAGGACCCGUGUGCCCUUUGGUACAUGCUGGGAGACAGGGCUUGUCAUUUUAAUUGAGAUUCUUUUCUGAGCAGACUGGGGAUGCUACUUUCGAUUUAAAAUUCUACUUGUGUGAGUAAUUUCUUUUUUAAGCAGCAUCCCCAGAAGGCUCAAAUGAGAGAUUGGAUUAUUUUGGACUUUGUAGCCAAUUAUUUUGUUUUCUAGAAAAGAUUAUUUGUACAUCGAGACAGUAAAAAUCUUGUGGUUCCAACAAUCCUUCUGUCUCUCUUUGGGAUACAGUUAAAAUUAAAGGCCUGGUUCUUCACAGCUGGUUUAGUGAUUAUUGUUCCUUUGAGUCAGACAAGCAUUAAAGGUCACCCAGGUUAAGAAAGCACAGUUUGUUUGGAGUGACCUUUUUUGAUGAGUUCAGUGUUGCAGAAUCUGAUCCAUGCAAUGUCUGAUUUAUAGAUGGACUGUACCGGGUUUGUUUUGUAAGUUGUCUUGCUCCUUUUUAGCACUUGAAAGAGGAUAUCAGGUUGGAAAAACAGAUAUUGUGGAGAGUAACUAAAUUGCUAUCCAUUGUGAGAUGGAAGAACCAGUUCUUGAUAAAUUGCCAUCUUUGUGCCAUACUCCAAAGGAUUCUGGGGCAGCAGCUCCACAGGCGACUAGUUCAGGGAAACAGCCAAUGAGUGCAGCUCUGAGGGAGCGAUUGAGGAAAACAAGACGUUCAUUUAAUGCUAAUAUUGCAGUGGCAAAGCGGCUCAAAAUAAAUGCUGAAGAAAAAGACUGUCCUGAUGCUGACAAAGGGUGUCUGCCAAAGACAAGUACAGAUUGUUCCACAUUGCAAGAUACUUCAGAAAACCUAGAAGGAAAUGGCACUGGACAUAUAUGUGUCAAAAGUCCGUUACAGGAGAGUGGUCUCUGUGGAUCUGGAGAGAAUUCUGAUGUGCUACAGACUCGUCUUAGUCAGCAGCAGUCCCUGGAAGAAAAAGUAAGCCUGCUGAAACAAGUGCAAGAGAAAGAAGAACUACUUCGGAGGCUCAAACUGGUUAAGAUGUAUCGAUCUAAGAACAACCUGUCUGAACUGCAGGCUCUGAUAGUGAAAUGGAGAAGUAGUACCCAGCUGAUGCUAUAUGAACUCCAGUCCGCCUUUUCUGCAGACGGCAAGAAAGUGAGUCUCACUCAACUGAUAGAUACUUUUGGAUUAGAAGACCAAUUACUGCACUACAGCAGAACAGAAGAAGACUUUGUAGAUUCAUAAUCUACAGGUGUAAAAAGCUUUGAAUUACACACAUGCAAAAGCAGAAAAGACUGAAUGAAUUCUGAUCACAUAAGAAGUAUUGAUCAGACAGUGGACUUUAUGCUUUGAGGUUAUGAGGAUUUCUUGGGAGUUACUUUUAAAGCUGUGUACUUAAAUACAGUAGGCACUGUAAAAGGCAUUACCUAAGAGAAAACAGUGAACUCGUGCUGUUCUGGCUUAACAACUUGAUUAAUGAAUCAUUAUUUAAUAAAAAUCAAAUUAAAUGAAGCCAUA